AUGGCUACUGGAUUCUUAAUAGUAAAAGGCACCGAGAUUGUCGACGGCAAUGGCGCAUCCGUCAUACUGCGUGGAACCUCUCUCGGAGGAUGGAUGAACAUGGAAAACUUCAUGACGGGCUUCCCCGGCCACGAGUCAGGCGUCCGCACCGCGAUGCGCGAGGUCCUUGGGACGGAGAACUACGAGUUCUUCUUCGACCGCUGGUUGCACCAUUUUUUCACGGAGAGCGACGCAAAGCUCCUGCACUCGCUCGGGCUGAACCUUCUCCGUCUCCCUUUCAACCACCGACACCUGGAAGAUGACCUGAAUCCGCGCAUUCUAAAAGAACCGGGAUUCAAGCACCUUGAUCGGGUGGUGGCUCUUUGCGCAAAGUAUGGUAUCUAUACGAUCCUAGACAUGCACACCGUCCCCGGCGCUCAGAACCAGGAUUGGCACUCGGAUAACCCAACCAAUUAUGCAGCGUUCUGGGACUACAAAGAUCACCAGGAUCGAGUAGUGUGGCUGUGGGAACGCAUUGCGGAGCGAUACAAAGGGAACCCCUGGGUAGCUGGCUAUAAUCCCAUCAACGAGCCUGCUGACCCUUCGCGCACCCUGCUCGCCCCCUUCUACGGCCGUCUCGAGAAGUCUAUUCGCGCCAUUGACCCGCACCACAUCCUGUUUCUCGAGGGAAAUACAUACGCCAUGGAAUGGGAGGGGUUCACAGAGGUGUUACCAAACUCGGUGUACUCGAUUCACGACUACAGCAUGAUGGGUUUCCCCGAAGGCGAGCUGUACCGUGGGACGAGGGAGCAAGACGAGAAACUGGAGCAGCAGUUUCUGCGCAAAUGCGAGUUCCAGCUCCGGUUCAAGGUCCCCAUCUGGAACGGCGAGUUCGGGCCGACGUAUGCCUUUCUAGAUGAGCCGAAUCGAGAGGAGAUCAAUCGCUGCCGUGUCGGGAUGCUCCGGAAGCAGUUGGAGAUUUAUGACCGAGCAAAGAUUCACUGGUCGACCUGGCCGUACAAGGAUAUCGGGCUCAUGGGGAUGGUCUCUACGCGUCGGGACUCGGCCUGGAAUAAGCUCAUCUGGCCACAUGUGGAGAGGAAGCAGCGCCUGUAUGUGGACGGGUUUGUUAUCAAGCAGUCGCCUGAGGUUGAAGGGCUCCUAGGGCCAUUGGUAGAAUGGAUUGAUAAGGUGGCGCCGGAUGCGAAGAACACAUACCCGCUGAACUGGGAUACAAAAAACCAUCUGAUUCGCGCCGUGUUUCGCACGUUUGUUGCGCAAUCGUUGUACAAGGAGUUUGCGGAGCUGUUUUGUGGGAAAAGCAGGGCUGAACUGGAGGCGCUGACAAAGAGCUUUGCUGCCGAAGAAUGUGACCUGCGUGAGGAUUUGAAUGCGGCGCUGCGCGAGUAUGCUAAGGAUCGGUAA
Molecule: messenger RNA, 1404 nt
Organism: Aspergillus calidoustus
Lineage: Eukaryota; Fungi; Ascomycota; Eurotiomycetes; Eurotiales; Aspergillaceae
Source: the annotation of a GenBank genome assembly